Messenger RNA from Parastagonospora nodorum SN15, 426 nucleotides. RefSeq lists its product as hypothetical. The record is from RefSeq and is a predicted model, not a curated record. The transcript is spliced from 2 exons. Bases 1 to 426 code for a protein of 141 amino acids. NCBI's taxonomy places the organism in Eukaryota, Fungi, Ascomycota, Dothideomycetes, Pleosporales, Phaeosphaeriaceae.
AUGUUCAUGCUAUCUACCCGCCGAGGAGAGGCGAAGUCAGGAGAGACUGCGUUUCGAGCGCGACGAGUUGGCGGAUUAGCGCUCGUACUUAGCACCCGGACAUGGUUGUUGACAAGUCUGAUCGCAGAGUCCUUUACCCAACUGCAACGUGUCCUCAUCCCUCCCGACUUUACUCACUGGCGCCAACACUUUGUGCUGCUCCGAAACGAUCUCAUAGUCAAAGAGCUUUUCGAAGCCAAUGUGCACGACCUAUUUUCACGACCUCGUGUCAAAAUCUACCACGAUCAGGCACUGGCUCAAAUGCACAACGAGACCUUCCUGGCACCUUUCACGGCGGCUAAUUUCGUCUAUCUUGAAGAGGCGCUGGGCGUAGCGUUCAAGAUAGCCGUUCCGAGGAACUCGGAAUUGUUGGAUCAUGAGGGGUAG